This is a messenger RNA of Lobosporangium transversale, 672 nucleotides long. Its product is annotated as nucleophile aminohydrolase. The record is from RefSeq and is a predicted model, not a curated record. Gene Ontology annotation, biological process: ubiquitin-dependent protein catabolic process. Gene Ontology annotation, cellular component: proteasome core complex, alpha-subunit complex; proteasome core complex; nucleus. The coding region runs from base 1 to 672 and encodes 223 amino acids. NCBI's taxonomy places the organism in Eukaryota, Fungi, Mortierellomycota, Mortierellomycetes, Mortierellales, Mortierellaceae. The transcript has 4 exons.
AUGGCUGGCUCUUAUGAUCGUGCAUUGACUGUCUUCUCACCCGAUGGUCAUUUGUUUCAGGUGGACUAUGCUGUCGAAGCUGUUCGCAAAGGAAGCUGUGUUGUCGGUGUCCGUGGCAAGGACGUUGUUGUUUUAGGUGUUGAGAAGAAAUCAGUCAUGAAACUCCAAGACGAACGCACAGUGAAGAAGAUCUGUAUGCUGGACGAACACGUCUGCCUUGCUUUUGCUGGACUUUCUGCCGAUGCCCGUGUGCUGGUCAAUAAGGCAAGGAUAGAGUGCCAGAGCCACAGACUUACAGUAGAGGAUGCAGUUUCGAUUGAAUACAUCACGCGUUAUAUUGCAGGAGUACAACAGAAAUACACUCAAAGUGGAGGAGUUCGUCCUUUUGGAAUUUCAACAUUGAUCAUGGGUUUUGACUCAGAUAAGGUACCAAAGUUGUAUCAGACAGACCCUUCAGGAGUUUACUCUGCAUGGAAAGCAAAUUCGAUCGGCCGUUCCUCAAAAACUGUCCGCGAGUUUUUGGAGAAGAACUAUAAGGAAGACAUGGACAGGGCUGAGACCAUUAAGCUAGCAAUUAGAUCUUUGCUUGAGGUUGUUCAGACUGGCGCCAAGAACAUUGAAAUUGCCAUCAUGGGAAAUGAUAGUGUCAUUAAGGUACUGUUGACGCUCUAA